Messenger RNA from Hyposmocoma kahamanoa, 2883 nucleotides. It is a transcript of the gene Pkc98E, whose product is annotated as protein kinase C. Gene Ontology annotation, molecular function: diacylglycerol-dependent serine/threonine kinase activity; ATP binding. Bases 223 to 2613 code for a protein of 796 amino acids. The transcript has 17 exons. Gene Ontology annotation, biological process: intracellular signal transduction; peptidyl-serine phosphorylation. The record is from RefSeq and is a predicted model, not a curated record. NCBI's taxonomy places the organism in Eukaryota, Metazoa, Arthropoda, Insecta, Lepidoptera, Cosmopterigidae.
CUCUCGAAGUAGUUCUUCCAGUAUGAUCUGUGCAAACAGAAAGCAACAAUCGAAAUGGGGAAUCCAUUAUUGACCAUAGAGCAAAAAUAUCCAUCCAUGGCCGAACUCGUCGCUGUCAUGUCUUUUAUUUAAUUUUUCUAAAAUGAAGCACCGUCAAUGAUUUUGAGUGAGUCUAUAGUGUGGAAGUGAUCGUGAGGCGGCACGGGCUCGCAAUAGUUCACCAUGUUCAGCGGCACGGUGAUCGUGAAGGUCUGCGAGGCCACGGGACUCCGGCCGACCGACUUCCAGAAACGGCACAACAUGACCUUCGGGAAGCCAGACGACCAGCCUAUCGACCCGUACGUGUCGAUCGACGCUGACGAGCAUCAACUGGACCGCUCCAGCACCAAGCCCAAGACCUUCGACCCCAUCUGGAAUGAGACCUUCAUCCACGAAGUCCACAAUGUUACCAGUCUGGGUAUCACCGUGUUUCACGAUGCAGCCAUACCUCCUGACGAUUUUGUGGCAAAUUGCACGAUUCCUUUUGAUGACCUGAUGCAUCGUGACAAGGACGCCUCUGAUUUUUGGGUGGAUCUGGAACCUCAGGGCAAACUGCACCUGAAAGUUGAUCUAAAGUGGAACCCUCAAGCGGGCGCGGAGGCGGUGCGCGCGGGCGCAGGCGCGAGCCGCGGCCGCGAGUUCAAGGAGGGCGCGGGUUUCGCCAGGCGCCGCGGGGCCAUGCGCCGGCGAGUGCACCAGGUCAACGGACACAAGUUCAUGGCCACCUUCCUGAGGCAGCCCACUUUCUGCUCUCACUGCCGCGAGUUCAUCUGGGGUCUAGGAAAACAAGGUUACCAAUGUCAAGUGUGCACGUGCGUCGUCCACAAGCGCUGCCACUCGUCCGUCGUGACCAAGUGCCCCGGCAUGAAGGAGGAGCAACAGGGCGGCGUGGGCGUGAGCGGCGGCCAGCGCUUCAACGUGAACGUGCCGCACCGGUUCGUGGUGCACUCCUACAAGCGGUUCACCUUCUGCGACCACUGCGGCUCGUUGCUGUACGGCCUCAUCAAGCAGGGCCUGCAGUGCGGAGCGUGCUCCAUAAACGUCCACAAGCGGUGCCAGAAGAACGUGGCGAACAACUGCGGCAUCAACACCAAGAUAAUGGGCGACAUCCUCAGCGAAAUGGGUAUCUCGCCCGACAAGACGCCCGGCCGCCAGAAGACCCCGAGGCAGUACAACCCCGUGGUGGAGACGGCGGAGGCGUCCGGUGACGACAAGGACCCCGAAAAGCGCGACGACAAGGGUGCGCCGGACCGGCAGUGGGGCUCCCAGUGGACCGACCUGCAGGAGAUGUUGAUAUUCUGCCAAGGUUCCUAUUUCACACAAUACACGCUUCAGGUGGGGGCUCGCUUUGUCGCUUCGUGUGGCACUUCGUUUUAUGUAACCGUUCUGUUUGUCCCCUGCGGCGUAGGCUUAGAGUCGCGGCGCGAGAGCGUGGCCGUGGCGGACACCGGCUGGGGCGACCACUGGAACGACCUGCAGGACGUUUUCGCGCACUACGAAGGCGGAGACGGCGGCGGCGCGGGCUGCGGCGGCGCACCGGGCAAGAUGUCGCUGGACGACUUCCACUUCAUCAAGGUGCUGGGCAAGGGCUCCUUCGGGAAGGUGAUGCUGGCCGAGAAGAAGGGCACGGACGAGGUGUACGCCGUGAAGGUGCUGAAGAAGGACGCCAUCAUCCAGGACGACGACGUGGAGUGCACGCUGACGGAGCGGCGCGUGCUGGCGCUGGCCGCCCGCCACCCCUUCCUCACGGCGCUGCACUCGGCCUUCCAGACGCGCGACCGCCUGUUCUUCGUCAUGGAGUACGUGGACGGCGGCGACCUCAUGUUCCAGAUCCAGCGCGCGCGCAAGUUCGACGAGCCGCGCGCCAGGUUCUACGCGGCCGAGGUGACCCUGGCGCUGCAGUUCCUGCACUCGCACGGCGUCAUCUACCGCGACCUCAAGCUGGACAACAUCCUGCUCGACUGCGAGGGGCACUGCAAGCUCGCGGACUUCGGCAUGUGCAAGGAGGGCAUUCUCGAUGGCGCUACGACCACCACGUUCUGCGGGACGCCGGACUACAUCGCGCCCGAGAUCUUGCAGGAGCUGGAGUACGGCCCGUCCGUGGACUGGUGGGCGCUGGGCGUGCUGCUGUACGAGAUGCUGGCGGGGCAGCCGCCCUUCGAGGCCGACAACGAGGACGACCUGUUCGAGUCCAUCCUGCACGACGACGUGCUGUACCCCGUGUGGCUGUCCAAGGACGCCGUGUCCAUCCUCAAGGGCUUCAUGACCAAGAACCCCGCGCGGCGCCGCCGCCCGCCGCCGCUCGCCGCCGCUCCAAGGAGGAGCGGCCCCGAUCUUCUAGUCCUUCGUUGUGUAACGUUUUAUUUAGUGCGUAAUGUUCGCCAAUACUCACGCGCGGUCCCUUCGUACGUUUUGUUUUCGCACGCGCGGUUUGUUACGUUGUGUUUUACGAAUUUACGUUGUUCUAACGGUUCUGUCGGUCGCUCUCCGCGUGCCCCGAACGCGGUCGGGCACCGAAAGUGCGGGGUCGCGGCCGAGGCCGACUCGCGGCUCGCGAGCAGUAUUCUUUUGUAAGUAUUAUUAUUUGUGUAGGAGCAACCGUCGCAUCAAACCAAAGUGUAACUUUAUUUUAGUCGUAGUCGCCCGAACGUCGGCCGCGCGCCGCGCGCUGCUCGCACCGAAGCACAAACGUAAUGCUUUAUGUAGUCGUUAGAGUACGGUAAUACUAUAAAUAUAAAUGAUAAAUCUCUGUACGUGUUCCCGGGACGCCGACGUGUCGCGCGGCGUAUCUCGCGCCGGACGCGCACGUGUCGUCCGGCCGUCGUCCGUCGGCGAGUUAUUUUU